AUGAGCCUUGACCCGAUCGAGAAAUGCAUGAACGGCACUUGCUACGGGCUCUACCAAGGGAAGUCGGUGCCGACAAGCGCCGCGAGAUAUACAUCUUUGGAACCUACUAUGGCUGCGAUAGCCGUGGACAACGAAACGCCUACCCAUCUUGCAAGCCGUGAUGCAAUCGAUGCCCCGGUUGUAGGGGGCCCGAAAAGCACGAGCGAAGAUAACAUCGUGCAAGAACGCAACCGGAAUGAUAACAUUCCGGAAGAGACUGGCAGCAAGCAAGACGACAAGCAUCAAGAAAAUGACUACGUUCAGGGCAAGGACCAAGCUCACGAUGGAGAGAUGGUACACGAUUACAUGGAGAAUGAAAGCGACGCCGGCACCGAAAGUCUCGCCCCGCUGGAGCCAGCCUGUCUGGGUGGUGUGAGCCUGGUUGCGACAAACAUCAAGAUUGUCCGCGGGGAUAUAGUUGUAGAUACGGUCGGUGGGGAUACCGGUGUUUUGCGACGAAAGGACACCAUCGCGAGUGUCUGGAACAUUUGA
Penicillium paradoxum is the source of this 531-nucleotide messenger RNA. RefSeq lists its product as uncharacterized. NCBI's taxonomy places the organism in Eukaryota, Fungi, Ascomycota, Eurotiomycetes, Eurotiales, Aspergillaceae. The record is from RefSeq and is a predicted model, not a curated record. Bases 1 to 531 code for a protein of 176 amino acids. The transcript is spliced from 2 exons.